This is a messenger RNA of Episyrphus balteatus (marmalade hoverfly), 2961 nucleotides long. RefSeq names its product origin recognition complex subunit 1 (gene Orc1). NCBI's taxonomy places the organism in Eukaryota, Metazoa, Arthropoda, Insecta, Diptera, Syrphidae. Gene Ontology annotation, molecular function: chromatin binding; ATP binding; ATP hydrolysis activity. The coding region runs from base 167 to 2839 and encodes 890 amino acids. The transcript is spliced from 9 exons. The record is from RefSeq and is a predicted model, not a curated record. Gene Ontology annotation, biological process: mitotic DNA replication checkpoint signaling; DNA replication initiation. Gene Ontology annotation, cellular component: nuclear origin of replication recognition complex.
UCUUUUUUUUCACUUUGCAUAUGUUGCACUUUUUUUUGUCGUUCUCCUCACCUAACCCAUUUUUCUUUAAUUGUUAAAAACCGUGUUAAUAAUUUUAUAAUACAUACAAAAAUUAACAAAUAGGUAUUUUAAAACAAAAACCUGAAAUCAAUGCAAUUUCAGCGAAAUGGUUGUAAAAGAAAUUGAAAAUACAUCAGUUGUUGAUUGGGUUGGUGCUCAAUUAACUGGAAUUCAUGUUCCACAUUUGGAGCAUAAACAAGUUUAUUUUUAUAAAAAAUGUGUCUUUGGUCCAAUGACCAUUGCAGUUGGUGACUUUGUCCUUGUCUCGAACGCCGACGCUGCCGAACCCGACACUGAUUCUGGCUGUGAUAUUGCAAAGGUGCUCUAUCUCUAUGAACUCUAUGACACAAAUUCAAAUAAAGAUCCUUAUCGUGCAGUAGUUCAAUGGUAUUCUAGACCUGAAUGUGUUCCAAUGAAAUUUUUCGAUAGAGACGAUCUAUGUAUUGAUUUUAACCUUGAAGUCAUUGAAGAAUAUCGUCCAUACGAUCACGAUAUUUCAAUUGAAACGAUUUUUCGCAAAUGCUAUGUCGUUACGGGCAGUUCCCAAGACUCAGCAUCUGGAUUAUUAGCAAAAAUUAACAGAACCAAAAACUGUCCAAUGUUUGUGUGUCGAUAUAAAUUUAUUAAGCUUAAAAACUCUUCUUAUACUUUGGUGCCAUUGGAAUAUUUUGAAGAAGAAUUUUCUGAAAAACGUUCAGCAAGAAAAAGCGUAUCGCGUCGACAAUCAACUUCAAAGUCAAGUGCUAAAAAGAAACGCACAAGUGAAGUGGAAUUUGUCGAUGUUGAUCGCAUGGAUGAGAAUAAAGUAUCACCAAUUAAGAUAGUUGGGGGCAAUAGUGUGGUAAAACUAUCAUCAAAGAAAAUGACUUCGUCGACAAAUAAGGAAAUUAAUGCUAAUUAUUUGAGUUCACCAUUGACAGAGAAGAAUCAAUGUCCGAUAACUCCGACUUCGGCUAAGGCAUUGGCAGCAAGGAGGAAUUUGAAUAUUAGUUUGGAUAAUGCAGCUGCAAAUUUGACUCACGAUUCAGAUAUAAUGAAUUAUUCAAUUAUUAAAAGCACACCGGAAAGUACGAGUCAAAAUUUAAAAAUUAAGCUUCGAUUGUCGGAAUCACAAAAAGGACCUAAUGUUGUUACACGGCGUUCGUCUAUGCGCAAAUCAAUUGAAGAACAUAUAGAAGAUGUCAACCCAUUAAGUGGAAUGCAUAAAGAAAGAAAACGUUUGGCAGCAGAUGAUGUUUCAUACGUAGACAUUUAUCAUACACCUUCGAAAAAAACCAAAGAUACCGAUGAAGUCACUAAGUCUACAAGACGAAAAAGUAUUCUCAAAUCAGCCAGUAGUCGUGUUGCUGAAGGAACUCCUAAACGAAACAUUCAACUUUCUAACAUUGUUGAGAGGAGAAUUUUUAUAAAUGAUGAUGCUGUUAUGUCGACACCCAAAAGAGGUCGCCCCCCGAAGAGGAAAGAUGGUAAUGAGGCAUCCGAUGAAGAAUAUUCUGCCCCAAAAACCCCAACACGCAAAAGUCCUGCAAGCAAGCACACAUCACCUGAAGCUACCCAAAUGACUCCAUCACAAAAACUUAAACUAAUGCGUUCGGGUAGCUUAAAAGCAACCAUCGAUAGUCGUCAGGCAUCCAAAACGGAUCGUCGCAAAUCUGAUUUACAAAUAGCUCGUGAGAGAUUACACGUUUCAGUAGUGCCCAAGAGCUUGCCAUGUCGUGAAACAGAGUUCCUCAAUAUUUAUACAUUUCUUGAGGGCAAAAUCCAAGACCAAUGUGGUGGUUGUAUGUAUGUUUCAGGAGUACCUGGAACUGGAAAAACUGCCACAGUCACAGGAGUAAUUCGUGAAUUGCAGCGUGUUAGUGCCGAAGAUAAAUUGCCUGAUUUCGAAUUUAUAGAAAUCAACGGAAUGCGACUGACAGAACCACGACAGGCGUAUGUUCAAAUUUAUCGACAGCUUACUGGGAAAACCGUGUCCUGGGAACAUGCUCAUUCGUUGUUAGAAAAGAGAUUCACCACUCCAGCGCCAAGACGAACAACAACUGUGCUUUUGGUUGAUGAAUUGGAUAUAUUGUGUAAUCGGCGACAAGAUGUUGUAUAUAAUUUGUUAGAUUGGCCAACAAAGUCUGCUGCUCGUUUAGUUGUUGUUACUAUUGCAAAUACUAUGGAUUUACCAGAAAGACUUUUAAUGGGUAAGGUAACAUCUCGUCUUGGUCUUACUCGACUCACCUUCCAACCAUAUUCACACAAACAGCUGCAGGAAAUUGUUAUUGGUAGAUUAAGUGGCUCAGAAGCAUUUAAAGGUGAUGCUGUGCAACUGGUUGCAAGAAAAGUCGCCGCAGUGUCUGGUGACGCUCGUCGAGCUCUUGACAUUUGUCGACGAGCAACUGAAAUCGCCGAUGCACAGACAACGGAUGCUAAAAUUGUCAAUAUGAUGCACGUGCAACAGGCUUUAAGUGAAAUGAUUUCAAGUGCGAAAGUGCUCGCUAUAAAAAAAUGUUCCAGACUUGAACAGAUUUUCCUUCAAGCUGUUGUAGCAGAGGUCACUCGAACAGGUGUCGAAGAGACCAACUUUAUGGGAGUUUAUUCACAAAUUGAAACUAUAUCUGCAUUUAUGGGCGCUCCUGUACCUACUCCAGGACUUGCUUUAAGGAUUUGUUCGAAGCUUGGAGCUGAAAGACUGAUCAUCUGUGAACAUUCAAGAACUGAUAUCUUUCAAAAAAUUUUACUAAAUGUUAGCAUGGACGAUAUUCAUUAUGCCCUCAGAGUUGAAUCUAAUUAAUUAAUUUAUAUACAUUUAUUUAUAACUUUUAAUUUACUCAGACCACGCACAUAAGUUAAGUUUUAAGUUUGAAUUAUUAAAAAAUAAAUAAUCAGAAAAAUAAAAAAAAUGUUAUUUAUUAA